AUUUUAGCAAAAUGAUAAGACAGUAAGGAACAGACAAAGUUCUGUUUCUGAGGGUGGAGUGGAACUACAAUUCUACAAUCUAAUCAUGGGUCAUGGCUGCUCAGCUUGAAAGCACUAUGAAAAAUGAGCUCCCAGAGCUAAUAGUUCUAGGCCCACCGGCGGUGUUCUCCGUAUACGGCGGCAAGCUCGCCGAGAAAUUCCGAAUCCUGAAGCCGUGGGAGUCGUCGCUGCCGCUGGAAGAGUUUCUUUCGGACAACGCGAAGUCGGUGGAGGCAUUGCUCUGUAGCACUACUAAACCGGUCUCUGCCUCCGUCCUGAACCGCCUGCCUCGCCUCCGCCUAGUCGUCACCACCAGCGCCGGCCUCGACCACAUUGAUCUUCAGGAAUGCCGCCGAUUAGGCAUUGCCGUCGCAAAUGCUCCAGCUAUUUUCUCCAUUGACGUCGCAGACCUUGCCGUUGGCUUGCUGAUUGAUGUUCUCAGAAGAAUUUCUGCCUGUAACCGCUACGUUAAAAGUGGGAGUUGGCUCAUUAAAGGGAAUUACCCUCUCGCCUCUAAGAAUGAACUAAUAAUCGAUGGUGGUUACAGCUGGGAGGGAAGAGGGUUGGAAUAGUAGGGCUGGGAAGCAUAGGACAACAAGUGGCAAAGAGGCUCGAAGCCUUUGGGUGUAUCAUCUCGUACCACUCCAGGGAGACAAAGAAGCAUUUGCUGCCCAGCUACACCUUCUAUGAUGACGUGCUUCAACUGGCAAGAGCAACAGACGUCUUGAUCAUCUGCUGUGCAUUGACCGAUCAAACCCAUCACCUUAUCGACCGAGACGUUCUUCUGGCUCUGGGGAAGCACGGAGUGAUUGUCAACAUUGCCCGGGGAGCGAUAGUACACGAAAAGGAGUUGGUGCAGUGUUUGUUGGAAGGAGAGAUCGCCGGGGCCGGGUUGGAUGUGUUUGAGGGUGAGCCUCAUGUUCCAGCGGAGCUAAUUGGGUUGGACAACGUUGUCCUCUCACCACAUUAUGCAGCUUUCACCCAUGAGUCCUUUGCCCAAUCAUAUGACCUCAUUGUUGGGAACCUUGAGGCUUUUUUCUACAACAAACCUUUGCUCUCCCCAGUUUUGUAUUGUUGAAUUAACAAGGUAGAUGUUGUUUGAGAUAACUUGUGCUUCACAAAAGUGAUUUAUUUUAGUGAUCAAAGUUCAUAUACAACGUGUUUAGUAAAAGUUUGUAGUGUUUUGAAUAUUUGUUUUUUUAAGGAGAAAGUGAUUGUGAUAUACUAUUGGG
Cuscuta epithymum is the source of this 1271-nucleotide messenger RNA. The record is from the annotation of a GenBank genome assembly. Lineage: Eukaryota; Viridiplantae; Streptophyta; Magnoliopsida; Solanales; Convolvulaceae.